AUGAGACUUUUUUCCGGAUUGACGAUCUUUGUUGCUGCUUCUAGCGCUCUCCAGCUCGCUAGAACUAGGAGAGAAGAGGAACCUGUUCCUGAACCAAUUUACCAUGAACCCGUCUACGAAAAAGUCUACGCGAUCGAGCGAACUAUGGGCUCCAUGGACGACUCAGAAGAGCGAGGAAAACGACCAACCAAGGAAGACAAGCCUGCCAAGAAUGACAAGAAGGACAAGAAGGGCAAAAGGGAUAAAAAGAAGGCCGAAAAAGAAGACAAAAAGGAGGGCAAAAAGGCCGAAAAAGACCAAAAGAAAAAGGACCGAGAAAACAAAAAAGACAAGAAAAAGGCCGAUAAGAAAGAUAAGGACGAGAAGAAAAAUAAGAAAAAGGAAGACAAGAAGGUGAAAAAGGACAAGAAGCAAAAAGACAAGGACUCGAAGAAGGCCGACAAGCAGAAGAAGAAGGACAGAAAACAGAAAAAGAAGGGCGCGCUCAGAGAUGCCAAGAAGAAAUCAAAGGAAGAGUCCCAGAGGCUCGGAUUGAGAUCGCGAUCCUUCAACAAGGCCGCCUUUUUGGCCGCUUGGGAAGCUAACAACCCAUAA
Molecule: messenger RNA, 594 nt
Organism: Oikopleura dioica
Lineage: Eukaryota; Metazoa; Chordata; Appendicularia; Copelata; Oikopleuridae
Source: the annotation of a GenBank genome assembly